AUGAAGAACGCACUAUCUGUUGCCACCGUUCUAGCUCUGGCUGCUACUACCUUUGCUGUGCCUACGGCCACCAGCACUCUCGCAUAUGGUACUGCUAUCGGUGGUGCUGGAAGCAGUCCGACUGCAGAAGCAAUCCUGAAAGCAGACUAUGCUACUCCACCUGAGUACAUGACCAUGAUCAUUGUCAACAGCCAUGGCGAUGAUAUUACCACAUCUAUGAAUAGCAAUCCUUCUUCGCCUGCUCCAGUCUCCGGUCCAUCAGGUACUGGAACUAUGACUAACGGUCAAACCGCUUCGGUUAUUUUGCCCACUAAUUGGCUUGGAAACUGGGCUAUUAACGAUGGACAUUAUGAGAUCACGGGCGAUGACACUCUGAUUGAAGCCAACUUCUCCGAAAUUGAAGAUGUAGCCGUGGUCUCACUUGAUAUCAGUUAUGUUGACGGUUUCUCUGUUGCUAUUACCUGUGCUUGCGACGGCACGGUUGUUACUGGAUGUAACAAGAACCUCUUUGAAUUGAAUACCUGCCCGGAUAAUGAUGGUGAAAACGCUUGCAUCAACCCUCUCCGAUCCGACCUUUCGGCAACAGCUGCUACCACUUUCUUUGCACCUUGUCAAGGAGCAGCUUACACUUUCCCCUCCGAUAGCAGUGCUGUUAGCACUGGUGAAUGUCAGAGUGGUAUUGUCACUUGCUGUGUUGGCAUGGACUGCCCGGCCAACCCUAAGCAGCCUUCCUGA
This is a messenger RNA of Talaromyces atroroseus, 735 nucleotides long. RefSeq lists its product as hypothetical. The transcript is spliced from 3 exons. The record is from RefSeq and is a predicted model, not a curated record. Bases 1 to 735 code for a protein of 244 amino acids. NCBI's taxonomy places the organism in Eukaryota, Fungi, Ascomycota, Eurotiomycetes, Eurotiales, Trichocomaceae.